This is a messenger RNA of Brassica napus (rape), 716 nucleotides long. RefSeq names its product small polypeptide DEVIL 20-like. Bases 293 to 466 code for a protein of 57 amino acids. Gene Ontology annotation, biological process: negative regulation of cell population proliferation. NCBI's taxonomy places the organism in Eukaryota, Viridiplantae, Streptophyta, Magnoliopsida, Brassicales, Brassicaceae. The record is from RefSeq and is a predicted model, not a curated record. The transcript has a single exon.
ACAUUAUUACUAUUUUCUAAAAUGCAUAACAUCACAUAUUAAUGCUACGUAUUUCUAGAAAACAAAACAUGUUACUAUCCAUCAUUUAUCGUACCAAAGCCAAUGACCCCUCGCUCUUAUUCAUUGUUUCGUUCCCUCCAUAUAUUGACUUACCGCUCCCUCUCUCUCCCUCACUUCACAUCUUUACUACAAAUUUCCAGAAGCAGAAACCACAAAAAAACUCCAUUUUUCGAUAAAGGAUACAACAUCGCUUCCUAGCUAGUAUAGUGUUGGCCAAGUGAAAAAAAAAGCAAUGAAAGAAGAAAACAGCACGAGCAGAGCAUGCGAGCGGUGCAAGACGUUUGGAGAGAAGUGUAGCCACAAAGUGAAGAAACAGAGAGGCAAGUUUUACAUCCUUGCCCGUUGUAUCGCCAUGCUAGUCUGCGGGCGUGAGCGUGACCACGACCGAGACCGUGUUUCGAAUUAGACUUUUACCUUAUGCUUUAUUCUCUUCUUUUAGGGAUUGCCCUUUUCACUUCUCCCUCUAGUAUCAAACAUUUGGACUAGCGUUGCUAUUUAAGUUAUAUAUACACAUGAAUAUAUGAAAUUGAUGUAAUGCAUUCGUAGAAAUGCUUUAUUGAUUUGUAAUUUAUGUAUUUCGUUUGGCUUUUUGAAUGGUAACUUCUAAAUAAGUUUGUAGUUGUUCAAAUAACUAAUUAUUUACUCUCUCUUGUUUU